AUCCGCCUCCAUUUUGGCGCUUGUCGGGUUUUUAGAGUCUCCAUUUUGUAGCUAGAGUGUGUUGUGGAGACUUAGUAGUAGGGCUAACUUGAACCUGUCUUAAUAUAAAACAAAAAAACACUUUCGUAAAGGGAACCAAGACACCUGACGAAGAACUCCGUUAGAAGCUCUGGCGUCAGUGACGCAGGGUUACCAGGACAUCAAGAUGGCAGCACCCUCGGCAUCCAAAGUUGUACUAAAAAGUACCACCAAGCUGUCCCUAAAUGAGCGCUUUACUAACAUGCUGAAGAACAAACAGCCGAUGCCGGUGAAUAUCCGAGCCACGAUGCAGCAGCAGCACUUGGCAAGUGCCAGAAACAGAAGAUUGGCUCAGCAAAUGGAGAACAGACCUUCUGUGCAGGCUGCGCUGAAACUGAAGCAGAGCUUAAAGCAGCGCCUUGGUAAAAGUAACAUACAGGCCAGAUUAGGAAGGCCCGUGGGAGGCCUUCCACGUGGAGCCAUUGGACUGCGAGGGGCAGGUAUGGGACUCCGUGGCUCACAAAGAGGUAUGAUGAGGAUAGGCCGUGGAGGCAGGGGACUACCCAGAGGUGCUAUGAGAGGGCAAAAUCUGAGAGGACGAGGUGGUGUCCCAAGAAUGGGACUGAGGAGAGGAAUUAGAGGUCGUGCAGGUGUUGGCCGUGGACUAAGAGGAGGUUCUAUGGGUCGUGGUGGUAUGGGUGGAAGAGGCCGUGGGGGCAUGUUGGCUCGAGGAAGAGGUGGUUUUAGCAGAGGACGUGGCAGAGGAAGGGGGUCAACACGUCCUGCAUUAACCAGAGAACAGCUUGAUAACCAACUUGAUGCUUAUAUGUCAAAGACAAAAGGUCACCUUGAUGCAGAACUGGAUGCCUACAUGGCUCAGGCUGAUUCAGAAGCCAAUGACUGAUCUGAUAUUGCAAAGUUUUUUUAUUUAUGGACUUGCACCAGCGUUCACCUGAACUCAAAAUAGCCUGGUUACUGAAUCCAACUUGUUUUUACGGUUCCUUUCAUGUUUUGAUACUUAGUAAAACAAUGAGAAUUUUUUUUUCUUACUGUUGAAUGUAUAAGACAGAUAUAUCCUGCCAUUCUCCCAGAUAGCACUCAUUAAAUCUGUUCCUGUGCCAUACCACUGGAUGUUGCUGCAGGGUCCAACACCUUGUUUUCCACCAUUUAAUCUUUCUUAUGCAAACAGGACAUAUGAUGGACUUGAUGAUUUCCAUUUAUUUUUAACUCUACUAGUUUUAUUAGUUUUUUUUUGUUUUUAUUUUUUUUGGAUUAAAACCUUCUGCGGCAUCCAUCAUGCAAUCUGGAGUGUUAAGAAUUGGCUUUAUGUUGACAUUUUGACAAGCUUUCUAAAUUGUGGGUCUUCAGUAGAUGUAGGCUGAAGCUUGCUGAUUUGUGAUUUAAACUGUAAAUAUUAAAACUUUUACAGUCAA
Bombina bombina (fire-bellied toad) is the source of this 1451-nucleotide messenger RNA. RefSeq names its product chromatin target of PRMT1 (gene CHTOP). Bases 206 to 922 code for a protein of 238 amino acids. The record is from RefSeq and is a predicted model, not a curated record. NCBI's taxonomy places the organism in Eukaryota, Metazoa, Chordata, Amphibia, Anura, Bombinatoridae. The transcript is spliced from 6 exons.